Rotaria socialis is the source of this 978-nucleotide messenger RNA. The record is from the annotation of a GenBank genome assembly. NCBI's taxonomy places the organism in Eukaryota, Metazoa, Rotifera, Eurotatoria, Philodinida, Philodinidae.
AUGUUUGUAAUCGUUAUUUACGUAUUUCUCGUCUAUGUUGCCUAUCAGGUUUAUAAGCAUUUUUGUCCACCACCCGAUGUUAAUAGUCAAGGAAAAUAUGUUCUUAUAUCAGGCUGUGACAGUGGCUUUGGCAAUGCUCUAGCAAUUGAACUUGAUAAACGAGGCUUCAAUGUACUGGCUGGUAUUUUCGGCGAACAAAGUCGAGAAGCACUCACGAGUACUCUCUCAUCACGAGCAACAGUCUUUUGUAUUGAUAUAAGUAAAGAAGAUCAAAUCAAUUCAGCUUACGAAAUUGUUAAAGACAAAACCAAUGUACUUCAUGCUCUAGUCAACAAUGCGGGCAUCUGUGAAAAUGGCCUCAUCGAUUGGACUUCGAUGGAUACGAUGCGUCAACACAUGGAUGUGAAUUUUUUCGGGCAUGUUGCAAUGACAAAAACGUUUUUACCGCUACUCAUUGCUAAACGAGACUCACGCGUGGUAAACGUUUCAUCAAUUGCUGGUUUCUUAGCUGGACCAAGCAUAGCUGCGUAUAGCGCUUCGAAAUAUGCUCUUGAAUCGUUCUCGGAUUGUCUUCGUCGCGAAAUGGCUGUAUGGGGUCUACGAGUGAGUAUCAUCGAACCUGGUGCUAUGCGAACACCGAUUGUCGAAGGGCUUGAUCUUGCGGCACAUAAGCAAUGGGUAAGCAUUCCCGACGACGUCAAAGAACGAUGGGGAGAAGAAUUUUUUCAACAUCAAGUGAAGAAAUUAGAAAAAAAUACAGUUUUGAAAAUGGCUGAAAAUCCCAACAAAGUAGUAGAAGCACUUCGACAUGCCAUCAUGAAUACAUGCCCAGAAAUUCGUUAUCGACCCGGUUGGCAAUCAAGUCUUAUUUUUUUUCCACUUUCUAUGUGUCCUGCUGGGUUCAUCGAUUUCCUAAUGGAAAUGGGUCGUGACAAAAGUGUAAAUCCUGCUGGUGUUCGCAAACAACUCACAGACUAA